AUGUCUAUAUUAAUUAGUGAGAGUACUCACGAGCAGUUAGAGCUGCUUGUUUACAUAGGCCUCUCGAAUAUUGACGCACUCAGCGCAGCUAGAGUUGUUCCUAUAAUAGUAAUUGGUCUGGAAGAUCGCGGCGUGGUUUCACCCGGACGAAGAGUGGAUAUGGUAGUGGCCGAAGGUGGUAUAUUGCAGGACAUUAUGGCCACGAGAAGGAUUCAGACCGUAUGGAUCCGCCGAGUUGAGGUAGAACGAUGGGAUGAUACUGAGAUCUGA
Molecule: messenger RNA, 270 nt
Organism: Fusarium redolens
Lineage: Eukaryota; Fungi; Ascomycota; Sordariomycetes; Hypocreales; Nectriaceae
Exons: 1
Coding region: 1-270 (89 amino acids)
Molecular function (GO): hydrolase activity, acting on carbon-nitrogen (but not peptide) bonds
Source: RefSeq, a predicted model, not a curated record